This is a messenger RNA of Colletotrichum siamense, 1371 nucleotides long. RefSeq names its product Protein RRNAD1 (gene Rrnad1). Bases 1 to 1371 code for a protein of 456 amino acids. The record is from RefSeq and is a predicted model, not a curated record. The transcript has a single exon. NCBI's taxonomy places the organism in Eukaryota, Fungi, Ascomycota, Sordariomycetes, Glomerellales, Glomerellaceae.
AUGAUUGACCUGCCGGGAGAUUAUCUCAGCGUCGACGAGUACGCCGAGGAUCUAUUGGAGUUCAUCAACACCCCCUUGGUUCAGCAAAUUACUGGCGGUAUCCAUGUCAAUGAUGCGCUGAUUUAUAACGCGUGGGAGGCACUGCCUCCGGAUUGGACGUCGUGGUGGUCAUCACUGCCAGAUCAUCGUCUGGCGCAGCAAGAUUUGAUCGAUAGCAUCGAUGAAUCAACAGAUACCACGACCACGAAAGUUAACGACAGAAAGCUGAAGCCAAUUCCAGGGCUACCAGACUCACUGAAAACUUGGUUGGAAAUUAUUCGGUCACUCUCGCUUCCCCGUACCCAACGUGCCGGUCCCAGGAUCUCCCUGCCCGAAAUUUUGACAGCUCGGAUGAAGACAAAAAAGAUCGAUGAAGUUUCUAUUGCGACUGCCUACAUCCAGGGGGUUUGCCAAGCCAACAACAUCACUCGCAUCAUCGACAUGGGAUCCGGGCAAGGUUACCUAUCCGUAUCGCUUGCCUACCUCUACCCUAAUUUGCACGUAUUGGCGAUAGAUGGCAGCGAAUCUCAGAUUGCUGCUUCGACAUCGUGCGCUGCCAGCCUUGGAAUCGAGGACAGGAUACAACACUUGCUGCGUUACAUCGAUGGCACUGGACCGCUGGCAGAUGAGAUCGCCGCCUGGGCUGGAGGAGAGAAAUGCAUGCUCGUCGGCUUACACGCCUGCGGGAACUUGUCUGAGCACAUGCUCAGAUACUUCACAACAAUACCCUUCAUCGAGUGUUUAGGUGCAGUUGGCUGCUGCUACAACCACAUUGUGCCCCUUUCUGACAGCUGCCCCAAUGGCUUUCCGAUCAGCGCAAAAAUGAGGGACAGAAAGCUCACCUUGAGCGCCACAGCCCUUAUGACCGGAUGUCAAGCACCAAACAACUGGGAGAAGGCGGAUCCGAGCAAGGAAGAGUCGGUAUACUCAAAACGACGCUUUUAUCGAGCGCUUCUAGAGAAAGUGUUCUUCGACAAGAGCAUUGAACUCGACAAGCAAGAUCGGCCGGUUUGGGGAGUGCGAAAAGGCGACAUGGCCAGCUUUACAAAGUUUGCGAGCCGAGCAAUGCAUUGUCUGGGCAUUGACAAAAGCGAUAUAAGCGAUGCUGAAUUGCUCAAAUAUGAGGCUCGUUAUGGAAAUUGCGAAGGCAAAGUAGCGAUUUUGUGGACAUUGAGCGUGCUUUGCUGCAAGGUCGUUGAGAGUGUAAUUGCCCUUGAUCGGUACUGGUUUCUCGUUGAGAAUGGAGCGCAGAACGUGGAAGUUUUACCCAUCUUCGAUUACAAGAUUUCACCAAGAAAUCUGAUGCUUGUAGCUGACAAGGGGUGUGAAUAG